GCAGCCACAGCGGCGAGCUCCCUGCGCUGCCCGAGGAAUAGGAAUCACCACCGCCACCGCCACCAUCAUAAUAAUAACAAUCAAAAAAACAAUAACUAGCUUGAUGUGAACAUGAAAGCAACCAACAAAGAGGGGCAUCACGCAAGGUCGACGGAAUUCUCCGACCCUUUCACAAGAGGAUGUAUUAAAUGUGGUCUAGUGGACUUUUUCCUAGCUAAGAAAAUGAGGAUUAAAGCCGGAGUUAUAUUUUGGAAUCUCGUUUUUUUAAUGAUGAUCACAUGCGUGCGAGGUUUCAUUUACACUUGUGGUGGGACAUUAAAAGGCAGGAAUGGCACUAUAGAAAGCCCUGGUUUUCCUUACGGAUAUCCAAAUGGUGCGAAUUGUACAUGGGUUAUUGUGGCCGAGGAGAGGAACAGAAUUCAGAUUGUAUUUCAGUCGUUUGCUGUGGAAGAGGAAUACGACUUUUUAUCGUUGUAUGAUGGGCAUCCACACCCAGCUAACUUCAGGACAAGGUUAACUGGUUUCCAGAUUCCUCCCCCUGUCACGAGCACAGGGUCUGUCUUCUCCCUACGCCUCACCAGUGACUUUGCCGUGAGUGCUCAUGGGUUCAAGAUUUACUAUGAAGAAUUGCAGAGCAGCUCCUGCGGAAACCCUGGCGUCCCCCCCAAGGGAAUCCUCUACGGAACUCGUUUUAAUGUGGGGGAUAAGAUCCGCUACAGCUGUGUGACGGGCUACGUCCUGGACGGCCACCCGCAGCUCACCUGUGUUACCAAUGCGGGCAACACCGCCGUGUGGGACUUCCCUGUCCCCAUCUGCAGAGCUGAGGACACAUGUGGUGGUACUCUGAGAGGUUCAAGUGGCAUCAUUUCAAGCCCCAAUUUCCCGAGUGAAUAUUACAAUAGUGCGGACUGUACGUGGACCAUACUUGCUGAUCCCGGAGACACCAUCUCCAUCAUUUUUACAGACUUCCAGAUGGAGGACAAGUAUGACUACUUAGAAGUGGAAGGAUCAGAGCCACCAACAAUCUGGUUAUCUGGGAUGAACAUUCCAUCGCCUAUUGUCAGUAACAAGAACUGGCUGAGACUGCAUUUUGUGACUGACAGCAACCAUCGAUACAGAGGAUUUAGCGCUCAUUAUCAAGUGAAAAGGUCCGUAGAUUUUAAAUCUAGAGGAGUAAAAUUAUUCCCAGGCAAAGACAACAGCAACAAGUUUUCUAUCUUGAAUGAAGGAGGGAUUAAGCAAGCGUCCAAUUCGUGUCCGGACCCUGGCGAGCCGGAGAAUGGAAAGCGUAUUGGCUCGGACUUUAGCAUUGGCGCCACAGCGCAGUUCACCUGCAAUGAGGACCACGUGCUCCAGGGCUCCAAGACCAUAACUUGCCAGAGGGUGGCUGAGGUGUUCGCAGCCUGGAGUGACCAUCGGCCAGUUUGCAAAGUCAAAACAUGUGGAUCAAACCUGCAAGGUCCUGCUGGGACAUUCACGUCUCCAAACUUCCCGAUCCAGUACGAGAGCAACUCGCAAUGUGUGUGGAUAAUCACUGCCAGCAACCCCAAUAAGGUUAUUCAGAUUAACUUUGAAGAGUUUGACCUGGAGAUUGGAUAUGACACGUUAACCAUUGGCGAUGGAGGAGAAGUUGGUGAUCCCCGAACCAUACUGCAAGUUUUGACAGGCAGCUUUGUGCCUGACCUUAUUGUGAGCAUGACCCACCAGAUGUGGCUCCAUCUCCAGUCUGAUGAGAGUGUGGGAUCCAUUGGUUUCAAGAUCAACUACAAAGAAAUUGACAAAGAGAGUUGUGGGGACCCUGGAACUCCACUUUAUGGCAUUCGGGAGGGCAGUGGCUUCUCCAACGGUGACAUUCUGCGCUUUGAGUGCCAGUUUGGGUUCGAGCUCAUUGGUGAAAGAACAAUCUCCUGCCAAAACAACAACCAGUGGUCGGCUAACAUUCCCAUCUGCAUCUUUCCUUGCUUGUCAAACUUCACGGCGCCAAUGGGGACAGUCUUGUCUCCAGAUUAUCCUGAAGGCUAUGGCAACAAUCUGAACUGUGUGUGGCUGAUCAUCUCUGAACCUGGAAGCCGAAUCCACCUGGCCUUCAAUGACUUUGACCUGGAGGCCCCCUACGACUUCCUAACCGUCAAGGAUGGGGAGCUGCUGGAUUCUGCAGUUUUAGGCCGCUUCUCUGGGGCAGAGGUGCCCUCACACCUCACAAGUAACACCAACAUCCUCCGUCUGGAGUUCCAAGCAGACCACUCCAUGUCUGGCCGAGGCUUCAACAUCACCUACAGCACCUUUGGUCACAAUGAGUGUCCUGAUCCCGGAAUCCCUUUAAAUGCCCGUCGCUUCGGAGACAAUUUCCAACUGGGUAGCUCCAUCUCUGUGAUCUGCGAGGAGGGAUUCAUCAAGACCCAGGGCACAGAAACCAUCACCUGUGAAUUAGACAACGGCAUGGUGAUGUGGAGCGGGCCCAUUCCAAAAUGUGAAGCCCCCUGUGGAGGUCACUUUUCAGCCCCCAGCGGCGUUAUCCUGUCCCCUGGCUGGCCAGGAUAUUACAAAGACUCCCUCAGCUGCGAGUGGGUCAUCGAGGCAGAGGCGGGUCGUUCUAUCAAGAUCACCUUUGACAGAUUUCAAACAGAACUCAAUUAUGACUUUUUGGAGCUCCAUGACGGGCCUAAUGUGCUGUCCCCGCUCAUUGGCUCCUUCAACGGAACCCAAGUGCCUCAGUUCUUGUUCAGCAGCAGCAACCACCUCUAUCUGCUUUUCACCACCGACAACAGUCGCUCUAACAGCGGAUUCAAGAUCUUCUAUGAAAGUGUAACAGUAGACACCUAUUCCUGUCUUGACCCGGGAAUCCCAGUGAACGGGUUGCGCUACGGGCAGGACUUCUCCAUCGGGUCCACCGUGUCCUUCGGCUGUGAUCCUGGCUACAGGCUUAACCACGAGGAGCCCCUAGUCUGCGAGAAGAACCACUGGUGGAGCCACCCGCUGCCAACAUGUGACGCUCUGUGUGGGGGAGAUAUCAGGGGACCCGGUGGCACCAUCCUGUCCCCUGGAUACCCGGAGAUGUAUCCCAGCUCACUGAACUGCACCUGGACAGUGGAAGUCAGCCAUGGCAAAGGCGUCCAGUUCACCUUCCACACCUUUCAUCUGGAAGAUCACCACGACUACCUGCUGAUCACAGAAAACGGCAGCUUCACCCAGCCACUGGCCCGCCUUACGGGCUCAGAGCUUCCCUUGCCCAUCAACGCCGGUCUCUAUGGAAACUUCAAGGCUCAGCUGCGCUUCAUUUCAGACUUCUCAAUAUCCUACGAAGGAUUUAACAUCACAUUUUCUGAGUACAACCUAGAGCCGUGUGAGGACCCAGGAAUCCCACGUUUUGGCCGCCGCAAUGGCUACAACUUCGGCAUUGGGGAUUCGCUAACCUUCUCCUGCAAUAUGGGCUACCGUCUAGAGGGGGCGCCAGAGAUCAUAUGCCUUGGGGGUGGCCGCCGAAUGUGGAGCGCACCUCUGCCAAGGUGUGUGGCGGAGUGCGGAUCCUCGGUUGUCAACAAUGAAGGCAUUCUGCUCUCCCCCAACUACCCCAUGAACUACGACAACAACCAUGAGUGUAUCUACAGCAUCCAGGUGCAGGCCGGAAAAGGCAUCAACAUCUCAGCUAGGACAUUCCACCUGGCACAGGGAGACAUGCUCAAGAUCUAUGACGGGAAGGACAACACGGCGCAUGUUCUGGGGGCCUUCACAGGGUCCGCCAUGCUGGGCACAACCCUCAUCAGCACAUCCAAUCACCUCUGGCUGGAGUUCUACACAGACGGCGAGGCCACAGGCGAGGGCUUCAAACUGGUCUACUCAAGCUUUGAGCUGUCGCACUGUGAGGACCCCGGCGUGCCCCAGUUUGGCUUCAAGGUCAGUGACCAGGGCCACUUUGCUGGCAGCACCAUCACCUACCGGUGCAACCCUGGAUACACCCUACACGGAAGCAGCGUGCUGAAGUGCAUGACUGGGGAGAGGAGGGCAUGGGACAAUCCCCUUCCUUCCUGCAUAGCCGAGUGUGGAGGAAGAUUCAAAGGCGAGUCGUCGGGUCGCAUCCUAUCCCCGGGAUACCCAUUCCCUUAUGACAACAACCUGCGCUGCACCUGGGUCAUUGAGGUGGACUCAGGCAACAUUGUCAGCUUGCAGUUCCUGGCGUUCGACACAGAGGCCUCCCAUGACAUCUUAAAGGUGUGGGAUGGCCCCCCGGAGAACGAGAUGUCCCUGAGGGAGUUGAGUGGCUCCCUGCUCCCUGAGGGGAUCCACAGUACCCUCAACCAGGUCACCAUCCAGUUUGAGACGGACUUCUACAUCAGCAAGUCAGGAUUCGCUAUCGAGUUCUCCAGUUCCGUGGCAACGGCCUGCCGGGACCCGGGGGUGCCCAUGAACGGCAGUCGCAACGGAGACGGUCGGGAGCCUGGCGAUACUGUGACUUUCCAGUGCGACCCAGGGUACGAGCUGCAGGGAGACAUGAAGAUUACCUGCAUCCAGGUGGAAAACAGAUACUACUGGCAGCCCAGCCCUCCAGUUUGCAUAGCUCCUUGCGGAGGGAAUUUGACAGGAUCAUCUGGGUUUAUCCUGUCCCCAAACUACCCCCAUCCUUAUCCCCACAGCAAAGACUGUGACUGGUUAAUAGCCGUCAACUCGGACUACGUUUUGUCAUUAGCUUUCAUCAGCUUCAGCAUCGAACCUAACUACGACUUCCUGUACAUCUAUGACGGACCAGACAGCAGCAGCCCUCUCAUCGGCAGCUUCCAGGACAGCAAGCUGCCAGAGCGCAUUGAGAGCAGCUCCAAUACCAUGUACCUUGCCUUCCGUAGCGACGGUUCCGUCAGCUACGCCGGCUUUCAUCUCGAGUACAAAGCCAAGCUCCGAGAAUCGUGCUUUGAUCCCGGAAGCGUGAUGAAUGGGACGAGGCUGGGCAGCGACUACAAGCUCGGCUCCACGGUGACCUUCUACUGCGAGCCUGGGUAUGUGCUGCAGGGCUACUCCACCCUCACCUGCAUUAUGGGGGACGACGGCCGGCCCGGCUGGAACAGGGUCCUGCCAAGCUGUCAAGCACCAUGUGGCAGCCGGUCGACGGGCACCGAGGGCACCGUGUUGUCACCCAACUACCCGAGGAACUACACGGCAGGGCACAGCUGUGUGUACGCUAUCUCCGUCCCCAGAGAAUUCGUGCUCUUUGGACAGUUUGUGCUCUUCCAGACCUCUCUCAAUGAUGUGGUUGACAUCUACGAUGGACCCACUCAGCAGUCUCCUCUCCUAUCCUCCCUGUCCGGCUCCCACUCAGGAGAGUCUUUGCCCUUAAGCACUGGUAACCAGAUUACCAUCAAGUUCACCACGAUUGGUCCUGAGACUGCCAAAGGGUUUCACUUUGUCUACCAAGCGGUCCCCCGAACAAGUGCCACCCAGUGCAGCUCUGUGCCAGAGCCCAGGUUUGGGAAGAGGCUGGGGAACGACUUUGCAGUUGGUGCAACCGUGCUCUUUGAGUGCAACCCGGGGUACACCUUGCACGGCUCUUCAGCUAUCAGGUGUGAGACGGUCCCCAACGCGCUGGCACAGUGGAACGACACACUGCCCACCUGUGUUGUGCCCUGCGGAGGAGUGCUCACUGCACGCAGAGGAACGAUCCUGUCUCCCGGAUACCCAGAGCCCUACGACAACAAUCUCAACUGCCUGUGGAAGGUGUCCGUGCCAGAGGGCGCUGGGAUUCAAAUCCAGGUUAUAAGUUUCGCCACUGAACACAACUGGGACUCCCUGGACUUCUAUGAUGGGGCUGAUAACAACGCUCCUAGACUUGGCAGUUACUCAGGCACGACAAUCCCGCAGCUCCUGAACAGCACCUCGAACAACCUGUACCUGAACUUUCAGUCCGACAUCAGCGUCUCGGCAGCCGGCUUCCACCUGGAGUACACAGCAAUAGGGUUGGAUUCUUGCCCAGAGCCCCAGACUCCUAACAAUGGAAUCAGACUUGGUGACCGCUACAUGGUGGGCGAUGUGGUUCAGUUCCAGUGUGAGCAAGGCUACUCCCUGCAGGGGAACAUGUACAUAACCUGCAUGCCUGGACCUGUAAGAAGAUGGAACUACCCAGUCCCUCUCUGCCUCGCUCAAUGCGGCGGGACCAUGACAGACUUCAGCGGGGUGAUCCUGAGCCCUGGCUUUCCUGGAAAUUACCCCAGUGGCCUGGACUGCACGUGGAUGGUCAAUCUGCCUGUUGGCUUUGGAAUUCACCUGCAGUUUCUGAAUUUCUCCACGGAGGCCAUCCAUGACUACCUUGAAGUUCGCAGUGGUUCUUUGGAGACGGGCACUGUGAUGGACAGGUUCAGUGGACCCGUGGUUCCGGAGUCAUUCUUCAGCACCACUCACGAAACCAGCUUUUUUUUCCACAGUGACUACUCACAGAACAAGCCUGGCUUUCACAUCACAUACCAGGCUUACCAGCUGCAAAGCUGUCCCGACCCCCGGCCUUUUCGCAAUGGCAUUGUGAUCGGCAGCGACUUCAGCGUUGGCAUGACCGUGUCCUUUGAGUGCCUGCCAGGUUACUCGCUCAUCGGAGAGGCCUCACUCACCUGCUUGCAUGGAAUCAGUCGCAAUUGGAACCACCCUCUCCCACGUUGCGAGGCUCUCUGUGGGGGCAACAUCACAUCCAUGAAUGGGACCAUCUACUCUCCUGGGCAUCCGGCUGAGUACCCUCACUUCCAGGACUGUGUGUGGAGUGUCAGGGUACCUCCAGGCAAUGGAAUUUACAUCAACUUCACCGUGCUCAGCACAGAACCUAUCUACGACUACAUCACAGUUUGGGAUGGCCCUGAUCAAAGCUCCCCCCAGAUUGGCCAGUUCAGCGGAAACACGGCUCUUGAGUCCGUCUACAGCACCUCCAACCAGAUCCUCAUCAAGUUUCACAGUGACUUCAGCGGCAGCGGAUUCUUUGUGCUCAGCUACCAUGCAUACCAGCUGAGAGUGUGCCAACCUCCACCACCCGUUCCCAAUGCCGACGUCCUCAUGGAAGACGACGAAUUUGAAAUAGGAGAUAUAAUCAGGUACCAGUGUCAGCCCGGAUUUACCCUGGUGGGGAACGAGGUCCUGACCUGUCGGCUGGGUGAGCGGCUCCAGAUGGACGGCCCCCCUCCGGUGUGCCAAGUGCAAUGUCCGGCCCAUGACAUGCGCUUCGACUCCACCGGGGUCAUCCUGAGUCCAGGCUACCCGGACAGCUACCCCAACCUGCAGAUGUGUUCCUGGGGAAUUAACGUGGAGAAGGGCUACAACAUCACCCUCCACUUCGAGUUCUUCCAAACGGAACGAGAGUUUGAUGUGCUGGAAGUCUUUGAUGGACCCAACAUCCACAGUCAGAUCCUGGCCUCCCUCAGUGGAGACCUGAGCACGCCCUUUAAUAUCACCACCACAGGCCACCAGCUGCUAUUGCGCUGGUCAUCCGAUCACGGCACCAAUAAGAAGGGCUUCCGCAUCAGAUAUGUCGGUGAGUAUCAAACGCUGUACUGCAGCACCCCGGACUCACCGCCCCACGGCUCCAUCAUCAGCCAAACUGGUGGCCAGCUCAACAGCAUGGUGCGCUGGACAUGUGACCGUGGCUAUCGGCUCAUAGGGAAGAGCACAGCUGUCUGCAGGAAGACCCCAUAUGGCUACUACACUUGGGACUCCCCUGUACCGGCCUGUCAAGCCGUGUCCUGCGGCGUGCCCAAGGCACCCAUGAAUGGGGGCGUGCUGACAACCGACUACUCGGUGGGCACGCGGGUGACCUACUUCUGCAACGACGGCUACCGGCUUUCCUCUAAGGAGCUGACCAGCGCAGUCUGCCAGCCCGACGGCACGUGGAGCAACCACAACAAAAUCCCUCGCUGCUCAGUGGUGGUGUGCCCCAGCAUCGGCUCCUUCUCCCUGGAGCACGGGCGGUGGAGGAUCGUUAACGGCUCCCAUUACGAAUACCGCACCAAAAUCAUCUUCAGCUGCGACCCUGGCUACUACCGCCUGGGUCCCGCCCACAUCCAGUGCAUGGCCAACGGCAUGUGGAGUUGGAGGAAUGAGCGGCCGCAUUGUCAGAUCAUAUCAUGCGGAGAGCUCCCCACUCCUCCCAGUGGGAAGAAGAUUGGCACACAGACCACCUUCGGAGCCACAGCUAUUUUCACCUGCGAUCCCGGACACAUACUGGUGGGCUCCACUGUGCGCGAAUGCCUCUCGUCAGGCUUGUGGAGUGGGACUGAGACCCGAUGCCUUGCGGGUCACUGUGGCAUCCCAGAGCAGAUAGUCAAUGGCCAGGUGAUUGGGGAGAACUUUGGCUACCGGGAUACAGUAGUGUACCAGUGCAUUCCAGGUUUCCGCCUCAUCGGCUCAUCCGUGCGAAUCUGCCAGCAAGAUCACAAUUGGUCCGGGCAGCUCCCAGCCUGCGUGCCCAUCAGCUGCGGCCACCCAGGAAGCCCCAUCUAUGGCCGCACGAUAGGUAAUGGAUUCAACCUGAACGACGUGGUGAGCUUCUCCUGCAACAUGGGAUACAUCAUGGAGGGGCCCUCCCGGGCACAGUGCCAGGCCAACCGCCAGUGGAGCCAUCCACCACCAACAUGUAAAGUGGUCAACUGCUCCGAUCCCGGGAUUCCAGCUAACUCCAUCAGGGAGAGCAAGAUCGAGCAUGGAAACUUCACCUUUGGAACAGUGGUCUUUUAUGAUUGCAGCCCAGGAUAUUACCUGUUUGGAUCAUCUGUGCUCACCUGCCAGCCCACAGGCCAGUGGGACAAGCCGUUACCAGAGUGCAUUGUCAUCGACUGCGGUCAUCCCGGCUCACCUCCCAACGGCGUUCUGAGCGGAGACAAGUUCACCUUCGGCUCAACUGUGCGCUACUCGUGCACGGGCGGACGGGAGCUGAAGGGCCAGGCCUCGCGCACCUGCCAGCUCAAUGGCCACUGGAGCGCGCCCAUGCCCUAUUGCUCAGGUGAUUCGUCGGGUACCUGUGGAGAUCCUGGGACCCCCUCCCACGGAACCAGGGAGGACAGUGACUUCAAGAUCCGCAGCAAGGUCCGCUUCAGUUGCAACAUAGGAUACACCCUGUAUGGCUCGGCAGAGAGGAUGUGCUUCGCCAACGGCACCUGGUCUGGGAGACAGCCGUCCUGUAAACCUGUGCAGUGUGGGAACCCAGGCACCCCAAGCAAUGGGCGAGUGUUCCGCAUCGAUGGCACCAGCUUCUCCCACUCCGUAAUCUACUCCUGCAUGGACGGCUAUAUCCUGUCCGGUUCUUCCACCCGCCAGUGUCUGGCCAACGGCACCUGGUCCGGCAGCGCCCCCAAUUGCACCAUGAUCAACUGUGGUGAUCCUGGAGUCCCAGCCAACGGUCUGAGGUAUGGAGAGGACUUCUCCAUCAACCAGAACGUCACAUUCGUGUGUCAGCCGGGCUACGCAAUGGAGCCCGCCAACUCUGUCGUCCGUACCUGCACCGGGAAUGGCACCUGGAGUGGGGUUAUGCCGACCUGCAAAGCCGUCACCUGCACUGGCCCUCCCCCAAUCUCCAACGGGGUCCUGGAGGGCACUGACUUCGAGUGGGGCACCAGUGUGAGCUACAGCUGCUCUCCGGGAUAUGAGCUGUCCUUCCCUGCCAUCCUCACCUGCGUGGGAAAUGGCACGUGGAGUGGAGAGGUGCCGCAGUGCCUGCCCAAGUUUUGUGGGGAUCCAGGUGUGCCGGCUCAUGGCAUGAGAGAAGGUCGUAGCUUCAUCUACCAGUCGGAGGUGUCCUUCAGCUGCAGCCCCCCCUACAUCCCGGUGGGCUCCACUACACGCAUCUGCCAGGCUGAUGGCACCUGGAGCGGAUUCCAGCCACGUUGUAUAGAACCAACCCGGACAACGUGUGAGAACCCGGGAACGCCGCGCUACGGAUCCCUCAACAGAACCACAGGAUUCAAGGUGGGCAGCGUGGUGGAGUUCCAGUGCCAACUUGGCCACCUGCUUCUAGGCUCCAUCACCCGCAUGUGCCAAGCAGACCUCACCUGGAGUGGAACCCAGCCUGAGUGCAUCCCCCAUUCAUGCAAGCAGCCGGAAAGCCCUCCCCACGUCAACGUGGUUGGGAUGGACCUACCUUCCUUUGGGUACACCCUCAUCUACACCUGCCAGCCAGGGUUCUUCCUUUCUGGUGGCUCUGAACACCGUGUCUGCAAGUCUGAUGGCACCUGGACUGGCAAGAUGCCACUGUGUCGAGCGGGCUCAAAAUUGUCUGAGAAAACCCUUAAACCUGUGCCAGGAACACCUAGCCCCAAACUAAAUGUUCCUGAUGAUGUUUUUGCCCCUAACUACAUUUGGAAAGGCUCUUACAACUAUAAGGGACGAAAGCAACCCAUGUCCUUGACCAUUACAAGCUUUAACAGAACCACGGGUAGAGUCAAUGCCACACUCAUUAAUAGGAAUAUGGAGCUUCUGCUUUCAGGAGUUUAUAAAAGCCAAGAAGCACGACUUAUGCUGCUUAUGUACCAUGUGAGAGCAUCUACUCACACAGCGCUGAACAAAAUGAAAGAAGAAGCCUGGUCCAUGGAUGGUUUUGUAUCUGCAGAACCUGAUGGGGCCACGUAUGUCUUUCAGGGCUUUAUACAGGGUAAAGAUUACGGCCAGUUCGGGCUACAGAGACUAGGUCUGAAUAUGUCAGAGAGUAAUAACUCCUCAAAUCCACCCCAUGGUACAAACAGUAGCUCUGUGGCCAUAGCAAUCCUUGUGCCUUUUUUUGCCCUCAUAUUUGCAGGAUUCGGUUUCUAUCUUUACAAGCAGCGGACUACUCCUAAAACCCAGUACACAGGCUGUUCGGUUCACGAGAACAACAAUGGUCAGGCCGCCUUUGAGAACCCCAUGUACAACACCAAUGCCAAGUCAGUGGAGGGGAAAGCCGUGCGAUUUGAUCCCAACCUGAACACAGUCUGCACAAUGGUAUAAUGACACUGGCCAAACGGAAGGAGUAUUGAUUUUUUUCUUCUUAAAUGCUUUGCAAAACUGAAUAUGAUGAUUUUGGAAGGUCCAGAAGACGCACACCCAGUGAUAUUUAAAGCACACAUUUCAGGAACCAAUUGGCCACGUGCGUCCGGAUGUUUUGGGACCCAACAUCGCGUUUUGAAAGACUGACGGAAACCUGUCUUCACGACAAGAGUGGAGAGUUCCUGUGCUACCUUAUGUGCACUCCAGGAGUGCUUAUUCACAUUUGAUUUGGUCUUUUUUAAAAGUAAAAGGAUCUGUAAAUCUACUUGCAUAUAUAUGAGGAGCAUUCACCACUUAUAUUUUUGUGCUAUAUAUUACCACAUGGGGGUUGGUCUGGGUAAAGAGAUUAUAUUGAGAGUUUAUACAAAUAUUUCAGAUAUGCUGUUCACAAAAAAAGUAAUGCACAAAGUUAUGUUACAGUAAGCUUCCUUUCCUUGGUUUAGGAGGAUUUCAUUGCUUUCCAUAGUAGUUGACAUAUGCACACCCUGAUUUCGGUUCAUGUAAAGGGUCUCAUUGUGUUUGUUGACUUUGAGAUGUCCCUUCUACGCAACAUAUAAAAGUGAAGCAAAUUAGAAGUACAUCAUGAAACACUGGCUCACUCAAUUUGAUCAAAGAUGAAAUAUUUUCAUAUUUGUAUUUUCUCAUAUAUUUCUAUAUUUAUAUCAUUACAUCUCUUUCAGCACUGUGGGCAUAUAUAGCGGUAUUUUGGAUCUAAAAUAUCUGUUUAAGAUGGAGAGACUCUCAAGUUAGUUAAAAUUAUGUUGUUGUGUGCACUAAAAUGAUACUGUAGGACAUGAUUAAGUAUAGCUGUUAUGGAAAGCUAUUUUGAUUAUUGUCCGAUCUGUGUCUGCACGCAGUUUCUAAGAGAUAUGUAGGUUGUUUAAUUAUUGAAAUAUUAUGUAACUAUGAUUAUCAUUAAAACCACACUUUGUACAUCCA
Scleropages formosus (Asian bonytongue) is the source of this 11913-nucleotide messenger RNA. It is a transcript of the gene csmd3b, whose product is annotated as CUB and Sushi multiple domains 3b. Lineage: Eukaryota; Metazoa; Chordata; Actinopteri; Osteoglossiformes; Osteoglossidae. The transcript has 70 exons. Bases 112 to 10935 code for a protein of 3607 amino acids. The record is from RefSeq and is a predicted model, not a curated record.